Molecule: messenger RNA, 1050 nt
Organism: Ciona intestinalis (vase tunicate)
Lineage: Eukaryota; Metazoa; Chordata; Ascidiacea; Phlebobranchia; Cionidae
Product: putative methyltransferase DDB_G0268948
Molecular function (GO): S-adenosylmethionine-dependent methyltransferase activity
Source: RefSeq, a predicted model, not a curated record
UGCAACAUUUUAACUUAUAUCUUUGAACAACAGGCUAAGUUCGUUAGUCGAUGUGAAAAGAUUUUUUAUUACAAACCAACUUAAAAUCUAAGAUGUUGCGAUAUUACGAAACAACAACUUUGUCUAAAGCUGGAUUAAAAUACCAUCCCAAGUACCCAAGCAAGAUAAUCGAGACAGCCAUGGAAUACGCUGGGUACAGCGACGGUAAAAAACUUGAUUUCUUGCUCGAUGUUGGUUGUGGAGCAGGGCAGGCUACAAAACUGUUUUGUCCAUACUUUAAAACCGUUUUGGGAGUCGAUCCAAGUUUAAAGCAACUUGAGACUGCAAAAGAGAAUUGCUGCUUCGAUCACGUUACUUUUACAGAAGGGAUCGCUGAAGAUUUACCCGCUGCUAAUGAGAGUGUUGAUGUGGUUGUAUCGGGAAGCGCAACGCAUUGGUAUAACGUUGAAGCCUUUUUAAAAGAAACUGAAAGAGUCCUUAAACCAGGAGGGACACUGGUUGUUUUAGAUUAUAAUUCUCCCAAAUUUUUGCCGCUUGGUUUAAACACAAAAAAUGCUGAAGAAUUGGGCAAACUUGCUGAUGAUAUCUACGCUAAGUAUCCAGUCGCUGCAAUGCUAAAGGAACCUGGUGUGGCAAACGCUUACCGUAAAACUAGAUAUGAGGAGAUUUUCGAAGCCGUGCCCUUUUUGGAAAAGCGAUAUGAACAUGUACCCGUUUAUUCUUUAUGGUCGCUAGACGAUGCUGUUGGCUAUGUAAAUUCAGUUGGUCCAUACGAGCAGAUAGUGCGGAAAAGAAUGAAUGAUCUGCAGCAUCUACCUGCUCGUGAAAUAGAAGAGAAAUUGCUGGAAUUGGACGAAGCGGAGAAGUUUGUGAGAUUAACGAAGGAAUGUUGGAAUUGCACGGAGAAAAAAAAUUCCGAAGUCAAACUCAAAGCGACUUUCAAGUUUAAUGUCUUGUUAGCAAAGAAAGCACAGACACAAUAAAUAAUUUUUUUUUCAUUUUAACGGGUAUUUAAACGGAUUGACCAAAAAUAAACAAAUUGGCCCAAAA